Messenger RNA from Mauremys reevesii (Reeves's turtle), 8136 nucleotides. RefSeq lists its product as uncharacterized. The transcript is spliced from 3 exons. The record is from RefSeq and is a predicted model, not a curated record. The coding region runs from base 3 to 8087 and encodes 2694 amino acids. NCBI's taxonomy places the organism in Eukaryota, Metazoa, Chordata, Testudines, Geoemydidae.
UCAUGCAGAGCUGGUUCUGUGCCUGCUUUGACAGCUCCUGGGUGUUGUACACCUGCGUCCUUCUGGUCCUGGUCAUCUGGGUGGCCAUGGUGACACAGCACAGCUUCUCCUGGAGAAGCAGGAUGGCUCUUCUGGUCAGCAGGCUCCGGCAGAGGGGGAUGGAGGACGAGGGAGAAGGUGCAAAGAAGCAACGGGUGAAGCAGCCGCGUGACCGGCUGUGCCAGGACCACCCACACCGCGCUCGCCAAGCUGCCAGGCGCAGCUCCAUCCGCCAGCUGCUGUGUGACAACUCGGACUGUGCCCUGUGCAACGAGGCGGCCCGGCAAGCCGAGCGGCUGGUAUACGCCGACAGGGCCAGCGUGUGGGUCCCUGCCAGGCCAGGGUCACCUCCUACUCCCGCCUCCUGCUCCAAAGGGAGGAACCUGCUUGGUAGAUCCAUGUGGAGAGGCCUGGAUGUGCUACAGGUCCUCCCACCGGCACAGGGCCCCUUCCAACCCAGCAAGACCCGUUCCCCUCCCGAGCGCCAGGCAGGCAGCCGGAAAACGGCGCGCCGCCUGCUGAGGGAGGAUGAGGAGGAGCUGUCCCACCCACAGCAGGCCAAAGACUCCUCCACAGAGCAGGACGAAUGUCUCUUCUGCUCCUCUCUCUGGGAUGAGACUCUCCUUCGUGGGCAAAAGCAGGCCCAGAGCUCCUCUUCUCUCCAGCACGAGCCGCCCCUAUUCGCUUGGGAGCUGAGAACUGGAUCAAGCCAGCACGAGCCAUUUCUUCCCAGGCGUGAGGAGUACCCCGGCCCCGCUCCUGUCCAGCACAAGCCCUUCCCUCCAAGCCAAGCGGAACAUGGCUGGGUCGGGAGUUUCCUGCGCAGAGUCAGAGCAAAGAGCCCCCAGGCCGCUCCCCAGAGGCAGGCGCAUCGCCCCGAUUGGGUGCCAUUUCUGGCCAAGUCCCCAGGCGGGACCAGGAUGUCAGGGCGGGAGGCCAAACGGCAGCGAGACCGAGAAAGCACAGCACCCAGGGCCACGGGGGAAGCUCCAAUGUCUCUGGCUGGGAGACCCCUGGCGCGGGUCAGCGCUGGAGCCCUGCGUGUGCCCGGCCGGCUCGAAUUCGCUGAAGUGGAGACCCCCUUCCUCCAGCGUGACGUCAGGGCGAGUCUCGAGCGGCACGUCCAGGUGAAGAGGCUGCAGCACACCCUGGGGCUGUCCUGCACCCUGCAAAGCGCGUUGAAGAUCUUCAUGCCCCCAGCACCAAAACCCAUCGCACGCAAACCCUCGGGGGCAGGCAGGGUGGUGAUGAUGCCACAGGCCCUGCCCUUCCUGAGCGUUGGCUCCAGGACAGAGCUGGAGCGGCAUCUGCAAAGGAUGGUGCAUCUGAAGAGAUGGGGGCUGCCCAGGAGGAUCCAGGAGUCCUUGAGGCUGCUGAUGCCAGCCACACCUCCACACCCCCGGCUCGGCCCCCUGCCGUCUGGGAGAUGGGCUCCAAGGGGGCCAGGCCCAGUGACAAGGGCAGCCCAGACGCCCGACCUCAGAGCUAGAGCCCCAGCCCAGGCCUCCCAGGGCCCCGCCAGAGCAUCCAAAUCCGCGCCCAGCUCGCACUGCUGCAGAGACACCCGGGAGCUGCAGGGGCACAUUGCCAGGAAGGGCUUGGAAAUCAGACUAGGCGCGCUGCCUGCCGUGCUGAGGAGCUCUCAGAAAAUGGCUGCCCUGGGGAGCAGAGACCUGCUCCUGCCUAAACUGAUCCCCCCAGGCUGCAAGGCCCCCCUGGCCCGCCACCGGCUCUGCCCCCUGCUCAGCUGCAAGGCAGGCAGCGUGGAGCUCAACGUGAGGCACAAGCACAUCCAGUACCUCUGGGCUCUCCCCACCCUGUACGCGGAGUCCCUGGCCAAGAUGGUGCCCUGCCCGCCCAUGCCACCCACCCCCCUGCUGCCCCUGGGUGUGGCCAUCGAGUUCUGCCCCCUGGAGACCCCCUUUGUGGCCCCCGAGGGCCGGGAGCUGCUGGAGAGGCAUGUCCUGAGGAAGCGGCUGCAGCACGAAUGGGGCCUGCCGGGCCUGGUGUGGCGAUCGCUGAGGUGUUUAAUGCCACCCCCGCCCACGCGCCCCGGGCCCAAGGGGAGCGACCGGCAGGCAGCCAUGGAGCUCCAUGUCAGCAGUGGGGCCCCUCCCAUCCCUCUGGCCACCAAGAGGGAGCUGGAAGCCCACAUCCGGUGGAGGGUAGCCGAGAGGAGGUGGGGGCUCCCCAGGAGGGUGCAGGAGUCCCUGCGGGGCUUCAUGCCCCCCACGACCGCAGCUCUGGGGACACAUCCAGACACGCAAGGCAGAAGGGCCAGCCGGCCGCUCAGGGGGCUGUCAGCGAGAAGGGCUUCAAGAGAAUCACCCUCCAGGGCGGCACCCGUGGGCCCCACAGCGGUGGCUGUCUCCUUAGCCGGGCUCCUGGGAACUGCAUGGCGCCAGCAGCUCAGACGGGACACGUGCCACCAGCUGCUGGAGAGACAUGUGACCAGGAAAAACAUAGAGAUUCGUCUGGGCCUGAUCCCCCGCAGGGCCCAACACUCACAGGAAGCCGCCCGCCGGGUGGGAAAGCUCCCCUUGCCCCGGCUGAUUCGGCCGGGCCAGAGAUCCCUGGAGCUGCGGCCCAGGGAGCUGCUGUUCCUGGAGCAGGCGGCCUCAGAUCACCUGGAGCUCAACCUUCUCCACAAGCACCUGAGCUUCAGGUGGGGGCUGCCCACGCUCUACCAACAGUCCCUGGCCAAGCUGUUCCACGCAGGCCCCUCGCCCGCCCCGCCGCCCUCCAGCUCCCGCACAGCUGGGACCGAGUUCACGGAGCAGGAGCUGCCCUUCCUCCCACCGGGAGCCCAGGAGGAGCUGGAGCUGCACGUUAGGAAGAAGAGGCUGCAACACGAGUGGGGGCUGCCUCUCAUAGUCCAGAAAUCCAUGCGGGGCCUGAUGGCGGCUGCCCCCUGCCCUGGCCAGCCCAAGGCCCCUCCGCCAGCCGACGGGGACGUGGCCGUUCUCCAGCCCGAGCUGUCCUUCCUCAGUGAGGGCAGCAGACGAGAGCUGGAGCUCAGCCUCCGCAAGAGACUCAUGCACCGGCGCUGGGGGCUUCCCAGGAGGAUCCAGGAGUCGGUGCGGCUGCUCCAGCCUGCCGCAGCCCCUGCGGAGUUCAGGCCUCGCAGCCAUACAGAAAAGGAUGCAGAGGGGCCUUUCCUGCUGCCCUGGCACAAGAGCACUGUGCACCUGGAGCAGGGCGUGGGGAAAGCCAGGAGAGUUGUCACUGCUCCCCACCCGCGGCUCAGCCUGGGACGUGAUGCUCAGGAGCGGCUGCAGAUCCACGUGGCAAAGAAAUGUGUGGAGACCCGGCUGGGGGCCGUCCCUGCUGCAGUGAGAUGCUCUUGGCAAAGGCUGCAUCUCGUGUCCCGGCUGCCCCUCCCCAAGCUGAUCCCUGCUGGGGACAGGACCCCGAAAGCCAGGAGCCCCCAGCUGCCCUUCGUGCACCCGGAGGACGUCUGCCACCUAGAGCUAAAUGUGCAGCACAAACAUCUCACGGCCCUGUGGGGCCUGGGCACUCUCUACACCCAGUCGCUCAGCAGGAUGGUCCCCAGGGCGCCCCCUGGGCCAGUUCCACCCCGUGAGACUGAAGUCGAGUUCUGGGCGCAGGAGGCUUUGUUCCUGGGCCCGGAGGCCAGAGAGGCCCUGGAGCUGCAUGUCAGGAAGAAGAGGCUGCAGCACGAAUGGGGCUUCCCCGCACUCAUCGAACGGUCGCUCAGAGCCUUUGUGCCGGAGCCGACCGCAGCCCGCCAACGCGCCGAGCUGCACAUCCUUGUCCUGGGGCAGGAGCCUUCGCUCAUGGACGGGGACACGAGAGGCCGCCUGGAGCGUCACCUCCGGAAGAUGAUGCUGCAGCGGAGGUGGAGCCUUCCCCGGAGGAUCCAGGAGUCCUUGCGGCUGUUUGCUGCUUUUGCCCCGCCGGCUGUCCCGCAGCUUCCUGGGGCCGGUGGAGAAAGGGGCGUCGGGCAAAGCCGGCUGGGGCCCAGCCAGCCAGACAUCCCCGCAGGGAGCUGCUUGGCAGGAGACAGCAGAUCCCAUGGCCUUGCUGCUGAGCGGAGGGAUGAGCUCCAGCGGCACCUCGCGAGGAAGUGCCUAGAGAUCAGGCUGGGGGUGAGGCCGGCCCUGGUGAAGAGAUCCCAGAGAGCGGCCAGGGAGGGGGAGAGGAUACGCCUCCCCAGGCUGAUCUGCGCAGGCCAGAAGCCCCCCAAGCCCAGGGCCGGCUCCCUGCUCUGCCUGCCACCCACGGCUGUGAAUACACUAGACAUGAAUGUGAGACACAAGCAGCUGGUGCAUUUCUGGGGGCUGCCCACGCUGCAGGCGGCGUCUCUGCGGAGGAUGAUGCCAAAGGCUCCGGCUGUGCCGCUGGGGAGUGCAGCGGGGAGGGCCUGGACGCAGAUGGGCCUGGCUGGACGCGUGGGGGCUGAGGAGCUGGAGAGGAAUGGCUACAAGGAGCCGCCUCUGGUCAUGGGGCCACCUCUGAUCACAGCCAAGGUCAGGGACCGUCUAGAGAGCCACAUCCUGAGAAAGAAGCUCCAGCACGAGUGGGACUUACCGCGGGUGGUGCUGAGAUCCCUGGGUGCGUUCACACCCCCACCACCUGGGAGGGGCCUCCCGAGGCGGGUCCAGGCCCCAGCCAGCGAAAGCGUCACCACGGGCAGCCUGCUCUUCCUGCACAUGGAAACCAGGGAGCACCUGGAGUCACACGUGAGGAAACUGGCCCUGGAGCGGAGAUGGGGCCUGCCCAAGAGGAUCCUGGAGUCCUUAAGGAUGUUCCUGCCGCCUGCCCCACCAGGAGCAGAGCCCAGAGGCCAAACCCAGCCCCGGCUCCAUGUCUUCCCUACACUCCCCCAAGGUCCUACAGCCCUCUCCACGGGGCAAUCGGAAGAGCUCCAGCCAGGCCCCGGGGAGCCCCUCACCCACCGGUCCCAGCACUGGCUUGAAAUGGGGGUAAAGGAGGGCAAAGCCAGCUGCCCUGAGGCAGUGUCCCAACACACCCUGGGGAGCAGCAGCAGGAGAAGCCAGGAGACCUCCCAGACGAGCAAUGGGGAAGGGCCCCCCAGCUCCCCACGCCACUUCCCGGAGGACAAGGCAGAGCUGAAAUCCACCCUGGACUUUCCCAGGAAGAAGGUGCUGGGAAUUUCCCACAGGGCCCAGGAAUCCCAGAGACAGGCCUUGCGCCCAGCGGCCCAUGAUCCCCACCCACAGCAGAGAGAGCAGAGCUCUGAGGAAAGUCCCGGGCAGUGGAGGACCCACGAUGGCGAAGGAGCUCCGCGGAUGGCGGGGACCAGCAGGCGCUCCCGGAGCUCGUCUGUGGAGACAGCCAUUUGGAAUGAGAAGAGGAUCUUGCGGGAGCUGGAAUCCAGCUUCAGGAGAAUAGCCCAGAGCCGCGGCCGCCAUGGCCCAGGGGGCAAGCAGUCUCUGUCUCUGGAAAUCGUGGGCCACCUGGAAAUGGACCAAUGCACAUGCUUGGACUGCCCGUGCUGCAAGCUCGAGGUGUGGGACGGCGCCCGCUCUCCGGGGGCCAGCUCUCCUGGGUGGCAGACACAUCGUAUCCAUGCAAGGGGGUCAGCAACUCUCCUAGGAGAUGCGGCAGCUCCAAGCCCUCUGCAUGCUGAGCCCGGAUGGCAGGGGCAGGGCACUCCCAGCGUGGCAAAAUAUGAACCACCUGCCUCCUCUCUGUCGUCUCUGGAGGGCAGUGAGUCCAGGGCCUCUGACUGGUCUGUGGGAGAAAGCUCUCGCGCAGCCUCUCGCCCAGCGCCCGAGGGGCCCAUGCUGGCACGGGUGCAUCUUGCUUCUCUGCGAGCCGCAGCACACCAGCUGGACAUCCACCUGGCACAGAAGGCCCUGGGCUCCUUCAUCCUGCCGCCCUGCGUCAUACGCUCCCAGGCCAUCUAUGCCGACAUGGCAGCUGAGCGGCUGAGAGCCGCUGCCCAGGAACACAGGCGGGAAAUGAACAUCCGGCUGCAGCGCAGGAGGGGCCGGAAAAGCCAGAUGGGAGGGCCCCAUCAGGAAGCCCUGGGAGAAAGAGCCCGCCCCGCGGGCACAGGAGAGCCGGGAUUCCCGACAGCUGGCUCCUUGGGCCAGAGACUAAUCAGAGAGUCCCAGAGCCAGGCAAACCAGUACCUGUGUGAGACAUGCCAUGGCCUCUUCACCGCCGGUGAGGAGGGACUCAGCCCCCAGCCCUGGCCUGCCGAGGGGGCUGGGAAGUCAGACGUGGCGAGGACUCAGCUAGAGACUCACGUGCACUCGAGGGGCAGGAAGACAUCAGAUGAUGCCUGCAGAGGGGAGCAAGGUGCAUCCUACCAGCGGUCUCGGGAUCUGAGCCGUGCAGCUGGUGCCCCCCCAUAUGAAGGUCCCGCUGGCGCUGAGGAUGGAGAGGAAGCGGGGGGCCAGAUGUGGGCCCCACCAGCACAUCACCCCCGGCUAGUAACCAGAGACAAUGUGGGAGACAAAGGUUCGUCUGCAGCCUCCAAUGAGCUUGUGGGCUCCCUGUCCAGCAGCCGGUGGCCAGCCAGCCCCUCGGAGCAGCGCCCACGGUCUGCAGAGGGGCUGUCCCAGUUCAGCACCGAGGGCGAGUGGGAGAUGGUCGGGGACUGGGACAGCGAGGCCGUGGCAGCCUGGGAUGCGGAAGGAGAAGGCAGCCUGGGGUGGAAGGAGAGGAGGGACACUGAGGGGCGACGCGGCAUGAGAGAGAUGCUGGCGGAGGGGACAGGCCCCAGGGCUGGAACCAACAUGAGGCAGACAGAGGCCCUGGUGCUGACUGAGGCACCGCCCGGGGCUGAACAGCCGCCCCGUGCACCUCCAGGGAGAGGGGCUGAGUCACCGUCCGUCCCCUGCAAGGGGAAGGGCUCCACCUUCAGGGGAAUCAUGCUGGGCUUCCUCAAACGCGUCACCUCCAGGGCAUCAGUGGAGAAGAGAGGGCAGGUCGACAGGUCGGUGGCUGCACCACACGGAGCACCGCCACCCCCUCAGAAACUCGCCCCAUCCCCCAAGAGCGUGACCUUCAAUGCCAACGUUCAUGUGCGGGCAGAGGUCAGGAGAUGCCAGCUGUGUUCCAGCGCGGAGGAGAUGGACGGUGCUGGGAGAAAGGAGCCAGCUGCAGCUGCUCGGACCAGGGGGCUGCCAGGGAAUGGGGCUCCCCAGGGAUCUGGGGCGGCCUUCCCCGAUGCCAGGCGAGGGGACAGCGUGACCAGGGGAGAACCACCUUCUCCAGAGGAAACAGGGCUCUCAGCAGAGUAUGGUGGAUACCAAGAACAGGUGACCCUGAAAGUGACCGAAUGCAGGGAGGGGAAAGUGCAUGACCCCAGUGGGACGCCGGCUGCGUCAGCGGGACCUUCCGCCCCAUGGCCACCACCCCCAGUCUGCCCCGCUGCCAGGGACGCCAGAACAACCGGCAGUCACAAGGGAGAAGGAGGCAAAGGAGUCUCACAGUCUGGCUCAGCAGCCCUGGGCUCCAACCAGCCGUCUCCCAGGGAGUCCUCCAGAACAAAGCUCAGAGAGCAGCGGGGUCGGGCACUCAGCCCUUCUCGCCCACGGGGCCGCUCCAGGAGCCGGGUGGAAGGCCCGUGGUGCAGCGGCAGGGCCAGAAGACCAGACAGCGAGGGGAUCCAGGUCCGCAGCAGAGAGUGGAGAUCCAGCAGCAGGGGGAGGCCCACCAGCAGAAGAACAAGGUCCAGAAGCAGAGAAGAGGAAUCCCUGGUGGGAGAGGGAGUCCAGGAUUGGCAGGGCACACACAGGAGGCCAGGCAAGGCCAGGUCACACGGAGUGGCCACAGCAGCCAAUGGCGUGGGAGGAAAUGCCACCGAGGACACAUCCGGGACAGUAGGAGCGUCUAACCUGGAGCACCGUGGGCACCGGGCCAGGCUGGAAACUGAGCUUCCGCAGCCAGGGUCACAUCCUGGCAAGAGCACAGGCCAUGUGUGCUGGUUCCACCAGCAUCGUGCUCACGCCCACCUUCGCCACGUACACGACAGAACGCCAGCGCUGCGCGAAGAGAACCUGUGUUCGGCGGAGGAAGCUGUCCCUGUCACUCAACAGCGCCACCUCUGAAGAGGAGAGCCGCCUCCGGGCCUUGGACGAAAGUUAGGGUUGGGUCUUG